Messenger RNA from Owenia fusiformis, 2082 nucleotides. The record is from the annotation of a GenBank genome assembly. Lineage: Eukaryota; Metazoa; Annelida; Polychaeta; Sabellida; Oweniidae.
AAAGACCGCGGCACAAAGUCAGUAGACAUAAACAAUUAGUAAAAUAAAUUUCAUUUAAUACACAAGGUACAACAUUUGAAUCCGAAAUAACAAGACAUAAACGAGUAGAUACUGUUGGGCAGCUAAGGCACGAUUCAACGGAAAUAUUGAACGAAAAUGUCGACUAUUUUGGUAUUUGGACUUAUGUGGUGCUUGUUUAUUCACAUUACACGAGCUCAAAUAAGCACAAAUGACUGUAAGGCUAAUGGCAAAGUAUACCGCCCUGGGAGCAUCACAAAAGUCUACUGCCAGGAAUGCAUUUGUAUUGAAGACAUCUUGGUGGACGACCAUUACGUGUGGGAGUGUAAUGGUGUAGAUUGUCUCAUCAGGGAAUCGAUCAUAGACCAUGUAAAUGGAGGCAAUAACGGGUGGAAAGCUGAUAGCUAUUCCUUUCUGCAGGAUAAGACUUUGACAUCCGGAAUGGAGCAUAGACUGGGGACAUUUUUGCCAGAGAGUGAUGGAAUACCUAUGAGGCCAAGCCAAGUAAGGGAAGAAGAAACGUUCCCACGUGGAUAUGACUUACGCGAGAAGUCAAAAGAAUACAUUUCUGCAAUUCGUAAUCAGGGGGAUUGUGCAUCCUCUUGGGCAUUUAGCACUACUGCUGUUACCUCAGAUCGCAUUGCAUUGAAAACGUCAGGUAAAAUCAAUGUAGAUUUGUCCCCGCAACAACUAAUCUCUUGUAUUGGAGACAAGCAGCCUGGAUGUGCAGGGGGGCACAUCGAGAGAGCAUGGGAGCACAUGAGAUUUCAUGGAGUCGUAGAUGAAGAAUGUUACCCCUACACCAGUGGCAUGGGCAGCUCGGGAAAAUGCCCAACAGGACAAACAUCAUCGGCAUCGAAGAAUGAUAUAUGUCCAAAGAGAAAACGAUCACCAGGGAGCAUAGUCUCCCACAAAAUACUUCAAUCAUACAGAAUUCCUAGUGAUGAAAGGGAGAUAAUGAAGGAGAUAAUCACGAAUGGUCCUGUCCAAGCCACCUUUGCUGUUCAUGAAGACUUCUUUAUGUACAAAAGCGGUAUAUAUAAACAUUCUUUUGCGCCAGAUGACAUAGGUUUAAGUGGCUACCACUCUGUUAGAAUAGUUGGGUGGGGCUCUGAAUGCAGUUCUCAGGGAGAGACGAAAUAUUGGAUUGUUGCAAACUCCUGGGGUAAACAAUGGGGAGAAAGUGGAUAUUUCCGAAUUCAGAAAGGCGUGAACGAAUGUGAAAUUGAGUCAUACGUGGUUGGUGUUAAAGUCAGGCCAACUUUUGUAAAGAUGCAGCUGGAAUUAAAGGAAAUAUGGGAUCUAACCUUAACAAGCCUUGGAAAUAUUGUCGCAACAGGUUGGGGGAACACAAUGAUCUACAACAGCAGAUUCCAGCAAAUAAAAUACAUCUACAAGAAGUUCUUAUGUGUAGCAAAAACCAAAGAUGACCAGCUAGCAUUCACAACCUACUCCCGCAGCAAAACAAUCCACUUGUACUCAGAGGUUGGAUCAUCAAUUCGUACCAUCACAUGUGGAGCACCUGUAAGUCGUCUAGAAGGUAUAGCCUCACUGUCAGUUGGUGAGUUGGUUGUGACUGAUUACGACACCAAGGGGGUGUUUCUAGUAGAUUCUAUAAAAGGGAACACUACACAGAUCUCCCCAUCUGGUAUGUUCGACUACAUGUACCCUUGGUAUGUGACAGUUGAUAUUAAUAGCUACAUCAUAGUUAGUGACUGGAAUGGUGAUUUCAUCAAAGUGAUUAACAGAGACGGCCAGGAAAUUCUCCAUUAUGGGGAGACAGGCUCAGGGGAGGGUUAUAUAUAUGGUCCCACCGAUGUCUGCACGGAUCGCAAUGGAUUUAUAAUUGUUGGAGAUAGACACAAUAAAAGGUGGACAGCUGUUCAUUGUCAAAUACAACGACUAAGUUUGGAAUCCCUAAGUGAGUUACCAACAAUGACAAUAAAUUGGACAUUGCCAACGCUAAACAAGAACAACAACAACAACAAAAACAACAGCAGUGACAACAACAAGUACAACAACACAAUGAUGUAUAUAACAUUAAAAUCACAACAACAGCAGUGA